UAGUGUUUUUAUUCAAAGUUUUAGCGAAGAUAGUCUGUUUGACUCAUUUGUUUUUUUAUGACAGAAAGAAUCAACCCGUCUUUUAAUCAUGUCACACUGUAAACAGCACUUUUAUGAGUUGUAACGAUCUUCUUUUAAUUGCUUUUUCUAGGAACAUUGCGUUCUGGAUUCCCUAGAUCUGUUUGUAUCUUUUGACAACGUAAACAAUCAGACUCUGCUCCCACGCCUUUAAAUGUGUGCAUGUGUCUAAAGGCCCAACUAUUAAAUGGUUCCAGUCAUAUCUAGUGGGGAAGGUUCUCUCUGUCCAUCCUGGAGGAUUUGCCUGCAGCGUUGGAGUUUCUGUAACCUUGCCGCCUUGGGGGGUGACCACCUGAAUCACUCAUGGAAGAGAUACUUCCAGCGGCGAUGCCACCUGGAGAAGAACAUGACACAAGGUCGAUCGGGACAUUACACAUGCAAAAGCCUGAGAGGGCACACAGGCAGGGUGGUAGGUCUGGUAUACCUGCAAGGGAAUUCAAGCCUAAUGCCAGACCUCUCUAAGAGCAGUGCAGUGGUCUGCAGUGCAUCCACUGAUGGGACAGUUCGAGCAUGGAACAUCCAAAAUGGCGAGAACCUGUGGUGUAGUCCUGUACAGAGUCCUUUGACCAAGAUCAUAGUUGAUGAGAAGCAGGAAGUUAUUAUCACAUCAGACUUUGCUGGCCUCAUUACGACCUGGCAGGGCCAGACUGGCCAGCAGCUGGCCUCUUUCUCUACUGCUUCUUCACACUGUACAUUACUGCAGUACAACAUCAACAAUAAUUGGUUUCUGACUGUUGGAACAGACCAGGGAUCAAUUUGCACUCUAGCUGAUUUGACUUUGACUAAAACGUCCAGUCUAAUGGUGUGUGACUCUUUCAGAGUUGACAUACUCCUAGUUUCACCUGACAAGAAGUGGAUUGUUGCUGGAACCAAGGAAGAUGCUGAUUUAAGUCUAAAGGUGAUUUACAGCGAAAGUUUGACCUCACCGUCUGAAGACGAAGGUACUAUGUGUCAGUCUGUGCCAGUCCCGGGGUGCCAAGCUGCUGUCUUCAUACCCACUCAGCCCGCCAGACUGGCCAUCAUCCACCACACUGAGCUCAGAGGCAACAAAGCCCUCACUGUCUUCGAUGUCAGCAUUAAAAAGAUGAAGUACAAGACGGAGAUCCAGGUCCAGCAGGUGGAGACCUUCUCCUUGACAUUGAACAGCUUCUCCUCACACAUCCUCCUAGAGGCCAAGAACAGCAACUGCAUAGUACUGGCAGCCGAGGAGCAGCUGAUGGUGUAUUCGCUGAAAGGAGCCCUGCUUGCUAGUUUUAAAGAUCAUAGCAGGCCCAUCUCCUCAAUAUGUGUGGACAGUUUUCGUGUUGUGACGGCGUCUCAGGACCUCUCCUUACGAGUGUUGACGUGGAAGAAUGACCCAGACAAUGGGCUCACUCUGGAGAGUCAGUACCACUUGCUGGGAGGCUCUCAAACAAUGUCCAGAGGGUUCACUCACGUCAGCUGUGACUACUCCAGUAUUGUGGGUUCAGUAGAAGGAAAUAAUGGGAAGGAUGUCCUUAAAGCUUAUUCUUUCACAUCUUGAGCAUCAUAGCCCGGCAAAAAGAACAACACACCAUUUACACAACCUUCUGAUAUUUUAUUUUAUUAUGGACUCUUAUGCUUCUUGGUGGGAUCGUGUUGACAAUUAAUGGGAAUGUAACAACCUGAAGAAAUGCAAAACGACAGUAAAGUUGACUGUACGUCAUUGUUCUUUAACUGUACUUAAAGAAAAGAGUGAUGAAUACGACGAGGCUUAAGGCAGAAUGUUUUGAAAUAAAUACUCGGAUGUUUUCUUUGAAGUUUGACCUAAACUCUACUAAGGUAAUGUGUAUUUUACAAUGAAUUACAACAUACAAAAGUUCAUAUGAAGUUUAUGUUAACAAACAUUGCUUUUAUAUUAUUAAAAAGAAUUGUCACAAGGCA
This is a messenger RNA of Girardinichthys multiradiatus, 1980 nucleotides long. It is a transcript of the gene fbxw12, whose product is annotated as F-box and WD repeat domain containing 12. The record is from RefSeq and is a predicted model, not a curated record. Gene Ontology annotation, molecular function: protein binding. The transcript is spliced from 9 exons. NCBI's taxonomy places the organism in Eukaryota, Metazoa, Chordata, Actinopteri, Cyprinodontiformes, Goodeidae. Bases 266 to 1600 code for a protein of 444 amino acids.